This is a messenger RNA of Humulus lupulus (European hop), 1443 nucleotides long. RefSeq names its product protein LPA3. The transcript is spliced from 10 exons. Lineage: Eukaryota; Viridiplantae; Streptophyta; Magnoliopsida; Rosales; Cannabaceae. The record is from RefSeq and is a predicted model, not a curated record. Bases 83 to 1138 code for a protein of 351 amino acids.
ACAGUUAGUGCUUCCAGGUCUUAGCACACUCUCUCUCCUCUCGUAAAGGCAGUGGGGGUGAGAGCUGAGCUCCACAAGAGAAAUGCCAAUAUCAGAAUCAACUCUAUCGUCAUCAACAGGGCUUACCGCCAUUCCUUCCCUUGCAAGUUCACAUAUAAAAUACUUGGUUGUGAAUAAGUGCAGAAAUUUGAGAGUGAAGUGUAAUUAUGGCAGUUUGGGUAGAAGAAAAGUGGCAGGUUUUAUGGGGACUAAGAAAAAUGUGAAAGUGAUAAGUAGUUGGGUAAAGGGGGGUGACAUUGACAAUGCUUCAGUGGAGUUGGAUGUUCCAUUUCCUCAAGACUACUCUGAGCUUCUUGAACAAUGUUUCAAGUUAUACAGAUGUGGUGGUACUUGGUACUUUUUAAGUUAUGGAAUACGAGCAAAAAAAGCAACUGCGUUGGCUUUGAAAGACAAUAGACAAUUGAUGGAGAUCGAAUUCCCAACUGCUGGGCUUGAAUCUGUACCAGGAGAUGGUGAAGGAGGAAUAGAGAUGACUGAGAGUAUGGUGUUAAUUCGCGACUUCUGUGACCGUUUCGUUGAUACGGUGAAAGCUGUGCGAACUAGAAUAUUUUUCCCCGAGGCCAAUGAAGUUACAUUUGCAAGAAAUUCAGUCUUUGGAGGAGCUUCCUUCAAAUUAGACUAUUUGACAAAACCAUCAUUUUUUGAAGACUUCGGUUUUGUUGAAAAAGUAAAAAUGAAGGACCGGGUGAAGCCAGACGAUGAACUAUUUCUUGUCGCUUAUCCAUAUUUUAAUGUCAAUGAAAUGCUUGCUGUUGAAGAGCUUUACAAAGAAGCUGUCAAGAACACCAACCGGAAAUUGAUUAUAUUUAAUGGAGAACUUGAUCGCAUAAGAUCUGGCUAUUAUCCACCGUUUUUUUAUCCUAAACUGGCUGCCCUUUCAAAGACCCUGUUUCCACUGAUGGAGACUGUAUAUUAUAUUCACAAUUUUAAGGGAUCCAAAGGGGGAACUCUUUUCAGGAGCUACCCUGGUCCUUGGAAAGUCCUUCGAAAAGUGAGGAACAAAUACAUUUGUAUUCAUCAACAAGAAACUAUGCCGUCGCUGAAGGAAGUUGCCUUGGAUAUUCUUCCAUCAGCUUGAAAUAUUCUAACUCAUUUGGUAAUAGAGCAAUAUUUUUUACCUAUAUUAUUCAGUGUUAUAAAUUUUCAUAUUUUUGCAUAUAUUUCUUCUUUAGUAGUCAAUACAGAAAGUAACCUUCAGCUCAGGUUUCUUCAUUUUGGUCUCGUGUGUGUCAAAUUAGUUGAAUUGACAAUGAAGUACUAAUUAACCUAUCAUUGUUCAACAUUUUAAUAGGUCAGCUUUGUUCUAGGCAGGGUUAUUUCUAGAAGACAAUGUCUAUCAAAUCAAGAUAUAUUAUGGAUUUGUCACCCUUUGUUUUUUUGGCU